AUCGGCCCCUAUAUUCUAUUUAUAGAUUAGGAUACCCUCUCCAUUUAGGAAGAAAUAUGGCGACAGUUCCAGUGGACAAAUGGGAUACACACUUUUGAUUUUGUUAAUACGAAGGUAAUGCCACCUACUUGGGACAUAGAGAACAUGUCCUCUACCAGUAAGCUGCUGGUGGCAGCCAUUGACUUUGGUACCACCUACAGCGGUUAUGCAUUUUCUUUUAAACAUGAAUACGAGAACGACCCUUUGAAGGUCAGCUCCAACAACUGGACAGCGGGCUCGAGGAGUCUGGUGUCCCUAAAGACCCCCACAUGUGUUCUGUUCAAUAAAGACAAAGUGUUCGACUCGUUUGGUUAUGAAGCUGAGGAUAAAUAUUCAGAACUGGCUGAGGAAGAGGAGCAUGAGGACUGGUAUUACUUCAAGAGGUUCAAGAUGUCACUCUUUAACCAAGAGGCAAAGGAACCUCUUACAAAAGCAGUCAAAAUCAAAUCUAUAGAUGGGAAGGAGAUGGUGGCCUUGGAUGUGUUUUCAGCGGCCAUUAAAUUCCUGAGAGGUCACCUACUACAUACUCUAGAGAACCGAGCCACGGGGGUGAGAGAAACUGAUAUACAAUGGGUCCUGACUGUGCCCGCUAUCUGGGACGAUCCUGCCAAACAGUUUAUGAGAGAGGCGGCAGUGAGGGCUGGGAUAUCCGGGGACCAGUUACUGAUAGCCCUGGAGCCUGAGGCAGCCUCACUGUACUGUAAACAUCUCCCUGUAGAGCGGCUACAGUCAGAGGGGGGAGUCCAAGGAUUUGGGGCCUUUUCCAAAGGAAGCAAAUACCUGGUACUGGACUGUGGAGGAGGAACAGUGGAUAUCACGGUUCAUGAAGUACAACCCGACCUCAACCUAAAGGAGCUGUACAAAGCUAGCGGAGGAGCCUGGGGAGGGACCCAGGUGGACGAGGCCUACAAACAGAUGCUGAUCAAAAUAGUUGGAGCCCCCAUCAUCCUUGAAUUUGCCGGCUCACAUACAGCUGAUUAUGUGGACAUGUAUAGAGAAUUUGAAACCAAGAAGCGUGCCAUUACAGGUGACACAAAGGGCAAAGUCACCAUUAAAAUUCCAAUAUCUUUGGUGGAGACUUUUGAAGAGGAUACGGGAGAGGAUAUCAAAGAGACAAUAGAGAAUACCAAGUUCUCAGGAAAAAUUACAUGGGUUGGGGACAAAUGCAGAAUAACAGCAGAGGUGAUCAAGAGCUUGUUUGAAGUGGCAGGGGAUCAAAUUGUGGAUCAUGUUAGAGACCUACUAAAUAAACCCGAGAUCUCAGGAACCAACAACAUAAUAAUGGUCGGGGGGUUUUCUGAGUCUCCAAUUCUACAACACAUGAUCAAGCAAUCUUUUCCAGAUAUGAGAGUAAUUAUUCCCCCUGAAGCUGGGCUUGCAGUCCUCAAGGGGGCAGUGUUGUUUGGACACAAACCUGCCACCAUUUCCUCUCGUAUUGCCAAAUAUACAUACGGUGUAGCUACAACAGUCAACUUUAAUCCAAGUAUUCACCCAGCAGAAAAGAAAAAGAAAUAUGGAAACCUCACUAAGUGCAUUGACAUAUUUUCCAAGCAUGUAGAAAAAGGACAGACAUUAAGGUUUGGAGAGGCUCAAAGUGACAAUACUUAUACGCCAGUGGAGGAUGAUCAAACAUCCAUGUGUUUCCAAAUUUACACCUGCACCGAAUCAAAUCCAGGCUAUGUCACCGAUGAUGGAUGUAAAAAACUGGGGGAGAUGGAGGUGAAAAUGCCAGACACGUCAGGCGGGCGUAACAGAAGUGUCACCUGUGAAAUGAUUUUUGGGGGCACAGAGUUGGAAGUGAAAGCAACGAUUCAAAAAACAGGUCAAGUUACUCAAGCCAAAUUCAAUUUCCUUGACUAAUCCUGUGAAAAAUCAAAUUUUUUUUUCACAGAACGUUCCAAUUUUUACCAGUUAUUUUAUAUUUUCUAUUUCAAUAUUUAUGACACAAUUUUUUUUUUUCAAAACCGUCUUGCAACUCUGCAAAAAUUCAUCUGAUUCACCUUCCUUUGAUUUCAUGGAGAUUUUAUCCUGAUUCUAAGAGUGUGAGACUGAAGUAACCAUAAAAUGCUCAGUACCUUUGUAUGAUUGUGUUGAAAAUGGAUUUCUGAUCUUAUGAAGGAAGUGUCUUUUCUGUGAUACUUUUAACAUAUUUUCAAUAAAAUCAUCAAUAUAACA
Messenger RNA from Saccostrea cuccullata (small rock oyster), 2214 nucleotides. Its product is annotated as heat shock 70 kDa protein 12B-like. The record is from RefSeq and is a predicted model, not a curated record. Gene Ontology annotation, molecular function: ATP binding; ATP-dependent protein folding chaperone. The transcript is spliced from 5 exons. Lineage: Eukaryota; Metazoa; Mollusca; Bivalvia; Ostreida; Ostreidae. The coding region runs from base 118 to 1899 and encodes 593 amino acids.